AAACGUGAACAAAAUGUUUGCGCAUGCGUUAGUAUUAUCCCACUCACUUAGCAACAUUGGUUCCUAGAGAAUGGAAUUGUUUGCCAUUUAGUACGAUUGUCUUAGACAAAUUUGGUAAAUUAUUUGUUAUAUAAGUUAGUAGUGACAUUGUGUUUGAAACUUCCGCUUCAAAACUUGUAACCCAUGGACCAACAGGAGGGGAGUGAACUUCAGGAUGAAUAUUCUGAUGACAAAAAGGACAAAGGAGAGUCCUUUGACAAGCAUCAAGACAUCUCAUCUCAAAUGACCCGAAAGAGGAUGAAUAUUCUUAUAAUUUUGGGAUUGCUGAUUUUGCUGAUUUUACUCAUUUAUCACAAUGUGAAACAGGACAAUUUUGACACCAUUGAACCAUCUUUUAUGAAAGGUCCCCAAAGAGAAAUGAAUGUCUUGUCUGACACAGAACAGCCCACCAUGUUUUCUGGAGACCUAGAUGACCUGCCUGACCUGGUUGUUGACAGUAUUAUUGGGAGAGUCAUCACUGUAGAUGGUGUUCCAUACAUGUGGCAACCGAGGGCAUCUCAGGACAAUUGCUACAAGACCUGUAAAGAUGAAACACGCAUUGAAUGUGAUCAUUACUUCUUUGACAAAGUUCGUCACAAGUGCUAUAUGUUUGGGAAGAAUUCUACAAAGCCUGUGACAAGAUCAGACCUACCAGUGGAUCAACAACAAACACAGAAACAUUUGAUGAAUGUCAAGGGAGUUGAUACUGUGAAAAGAUUCAAAAGAGAAAUAAAAAUUCAGCUUAAUGACAUUCCUGACACGGUCGUUAAAGGUGUUUUUGGGAGAAUAAUCAAUGUAGAUGGUGUUCCAUAUUUGUGGCGACCGAGGGCAUCUCAGGACAAUUGCUUCAAAACCUGUGAACAGGAAACACGCAUUGGAUGUGUCCGUUACUUCUUUGACAAAGUUGGUAAAAAGUGCUUCAUAAUUGGGAAGAAGUCUACAAGUACAGUGUCAAUUAAAAUUAAAGAAUUACCUAUACCUAUACCAAGACCAAGAACUACAACCACCCCACCACCUCCUCCACCACCACCACCUGCAACACCAGCUACAAUAAUAAAGAUUGUUCACGUUCAACCGAAGAGUAAUGAUCUAACUGAACUCAAAUUAAUGAUAGAAAAAAUUCAAGGUGCAUUCAAAAGUGCUGUGGAAUCACUGCAUGAUGGCAAGGAGAGACAUGAUUCUAUUGUGGAAGGACUACAGGCUAAACAAAACAUUGUUCAAAACACCAUAGGUCUUCUGUCUGAUAAUGUUAAGAACUUGAACAAAGUGAAACAUCGCUUGGUUGAUAAGAUCAAUGUAAUGGACAGCAGGCAGCAGACUUUAACUGAACAGGUGAAAAAUAUGGCCGGCUAUGAGCAGCAGAUAGCCAGUGCCAUGGCCAACGUCAACAAGAAGGUCACACAUAUGGAUGACGAUCUAGAUGUCAUCAAACAAGUAAAUGAAAAGGUGUCGAGACAGCUGAGUGGUGAAGAGGCGGCCAACCCCGAAUUCAACCGGCAGAUUAUUGCUCUGCGGAGACAGAUGAUAGAUCUGAUGUCAAGAGUGGAAAUGAACCCCACUGUGUUAAAGAUGACAAAGAACCAGCGUGUCUUGGCCGAGGCGCUUGAAGCGGUGGAUCGUGAGAUUGCUAUCAAUGAGCGGAGACUGGCCCACAUUGACGAGAGCACAGGGGACUGGGCCGGCCGUCUGAUGGCCGAGGAGGAACACAGGAAAGCUCUGAGCGACGCCAUUCAGACACUCAGUAAGGCCGUCAAAGAUGUCAGAAAUGAUGUCAUACGACUGCAAAACCCACAGUCUGCAGAAAACAUUGAGAAAACCAAACAAAUCAGACAAAUGAGGUCUGAUAUUAACAUACUGGAGAAAUCAAAUGCUGAGUUAAAACAAGAUGUGGCACGUGCAAGGGCGGACAUGACAAGACUCAUCAGAGAUCUAAUGAACGUGCAGGUUUCUACUCACGACAGCAAGACAAGCAUUAUGGCACUGGUAGAGGCGAACAAGAACCUGGCAAUGGAAUAUCACCAGCAGAAGACUGACCAGAAUCAGAUGAUAACUCAGAUACAGACUCUGGCCACUGUGUACCGAAGUGUCCUGGCUGCUCUUCACAGUCUCGAACUCAAACAGAUUCAAGUGAUGCAUAAUCUUGGAAGAAACGAGAAUGAAAUACGCCGUGUAUCUACUGAGGUUUUAGCAGCAAAAACUGAUGUAAAGAAAGAUCAGAAUCUAGCACUUAUUAAGACGAUGAAAACCUUCCAGACGAAACUUCUGAAUCAGGUGGACCAGCUGAGAGAAGACCUGUUGAAACUUCAAAAACAAAUUGAGAUCAAGUCACAAGCGUCCAAAAUGCGUGGAGCUUACAAAGAAGGAUAUCAAGAUGGAAAACUAAAAUUGUUGCAUGACAUCCACGUAGAAAAGCCACUGAAAAAACAAGUACAUAUAACAAUAACGCAUCACAAGCCCUAAUAGUAGAUAAUUAUCAUUUGGAAAGCGAUAUUUUUAAAAAUAUUAAAGAACAAAAAACAAGUAGCUUCCAGCAAAGAAUUUUUUCAUAGGAACAGUGUCUGACGUCAUUAACAGUCAUUAGCAGCCAGCAAGGUAAUCUUCCUCCAGUCUCACCUAACCUUGUGUUUAUUUUUGCUGAAGCUCACCUGUUAACCAUUAUCUAAACCUUGCCAAAUAAUCAUGAUAUCAAAAUGUAGUAACCUUAAACCAGAUAUUCUUGUACAUCAGUUAAGAACAGAAAUGUAUUUAACUGUUAUUGUUUAGAAACCAUUAAUAACUGCAUAAAAGUGCUUAAUGCAUGCAGUUGUCAUGACAUAGAUGAGCUAUUAAUAGCUUAUUCUCUGCUUAACAGUGCACCAGUGGAAUUGCAGAAGAAACUAUUUAUAUCUUCUUUUUUUUUGCAUUUAUAAUCAUGCAUAAUAUACAUUGUUGCUAGUCAGACAGUUAGCUUGUCAGUUAGUCAGUAUACAUUGUUGCUAGUCAGACAGUUAGCCUGUCAGUCAGUCAAUUGGUCAGUCAGUCAGACAGUUGGCUGAUCACAGUUAGCCAGUCAGUCAGUUGGCCAGACAGUUGUGCAGUCAAUUGAUCAGACAGUCGGCCAGUCAGUUGGUCAGUCAGUUGAUCAGUCAGUUGGUCAGUCAGUUGACCAGUCAGUUGGUCAGACAGUUAGCCAGACAGUUGGUCAGACAGUUAGCCAAUCAGGUGGUCAGACAGUUAGCCAGUCAGUUGGUCAGACAGUUGGCCAGUCAGUUAGCCAGUUAUUUGGUCGGUCAGUUGGUCAGCCAGUUAGCCAAUCAGUUGGUCAGUCAAUUGACCAAUUAGUUGACCAGUCAGUUGAUCAAGUCAGUUGGCCAGUCAGUUGGUCAGACAGUUGGCCAGACAGUUGGCCAAACAGUUGGUCAGUCAGUCGAUCAGACAGUUGGCCAGUUGGUUGGUCAGACAAUUAGCCAGUUGAUUGGUAACAGUCACACAGUUAGCCAGAUUUUAGUGGGUUUUUUUUUUUACAUUUCAAGUUCCAUAAUGGCAGUGGCAAAAGUAGCCCAACUGGUAUUCAUGAUAUAAUUUGCUAUUUAUGGAAGGCAGUGAAACAUACUGUCUGCGAUUACCAGUCAGUGAAUGAAUGAUCACAAUGAAGUGAAAAACCGGAUGCAUGGAUCUAAUUGAAAUACCAAAUUCAAACCCAAAAUGUCAAGUUUGUUGUUCUAAGUAUUUUUUAAAUAAUGAGUUGGUGGGUGUGUGAAUUGGGGGGGGGGAGUAAAAGUUUUUAUGGACCACAUUACUGCAAAUUUAAGUAUGAAUGGUUGUAACAUUACAAUACAGAAACUAUUUAUAACAUGUACCACUGUGCAAACUAUAAUAGUAAUAAUUUGGAAGCUAUUUAAUUAAUAUUAUUCUUCACAUAACAGUUUAUAAUGUAUAUAGUUUUAAUUUAACAGUGAAUAUGUGUAUGGGCAUUGUUAAUUUUUAAAAAGAGAAAUUUUAAAAACUUACUUCUCAGAAAUUACUUAAUAUUAUGUUUAUUUAGUUGGGUAUGUAUUACAGGUCCUUUAUAAAAAAAAUAUUUACAACGCAAAGGACACAAUUUAAAAUAGAACAGUGCAAAGUGACACUAUUCCCCAAUAAUUCUAUUGUAUAUUUACCUCAUAUAAUAUCAUUUGGAGACAUCUGCAUAAACAUUUGAAUAGAAGAGGGUUUGUGUAACAUUGUGUUAUGUUACCUUAAAAGCAAGUGUGCAACACCAAUUUCUUUUCUUUUUAAAAUUUCAUUGAUCUUAUUUAUCUUUUAAGAAAGGUUUUGGGGGGCUUUUUUAUGUUUCCUUCUUUCUCUCUUUCUGUUUCUAGUACUCUUUUUUUUUUCCUAGACUCCAGAACAUUUUCAGUAUGUAAGGCCUUUGCUUUGCUAAUACAUGUAGCAACUUUUACUGUGUCAUGUUAAAAUGAACUGUGUGUAUUUCUUGUUGCAUCUCUCUCUCUCUCUCUCUCUCUCUCUCUCUCUCUCUCUCUCUCUCUCUCUCU
Gigantopelta aegis is the source of this 4553-nucleotide messenger RNA. Its product is annotated as FK506-binding protein 5-like. NCBI's taxonomy places the organism in Eukaryota, Metazoa, Mollusca, Gastropoda, Neomphalida, Peltospiridae. The record is from RefSeq and is a predicted model, not a curated record. The transcript has 17 exons. The coding region runs from base 184 to 2499 and encodes 771 amino acids.